Messenger RNA from Tetranychus urticae (two-spotted spider mite), 2164 nucleotides. RefSeq lists its product as uncharacterized. The record is from RefSeq and is a predicted model, not a curated record. Gene Ontology annotation, cellular component: plasma membrane. Lineage: Eukaryota; Metazoa; Arthropoda; Arachnida; Trombidiformes; Tetranychidae. Gene Ontology annotation, molecular function: acetylcholinesterase activity. Gene Ontology annotation, biological process: choline metabolic process; acetylcholine catabolic process.
GAUUGCUAAGAUAGCUAAGAAACUGGUCAGUCUAGAUAUUCCUCAGCAAUAAAGGCAAAAGUAACCUUCAAAAGUUGUCUUUAAGUUCCUCUUUUCUCCUUCGGUUUAAGUGAACCAAGUUACGAGUUUAUCCGCCCUUUCAACUGCUUUUCCUUCCGUGAGUUGUUCAUUUCUAUGUUCAUUUACAGUCACAAACUGUAAAGCAGUGCAUUCAAUUUUUGAUUCCAUAAUCAACAGUAAUUAUGAAGUCAACUCUAGUAUUUUUGUUUAUUGUUUUUUGUACCUUUGCUUCACUGUCAGAAUGUCGAUACAGUUCCAGACAUCACUCGCAUGUAGAGCAUCGAGCUAGAUUCAAUGGAUGGAACUUGGACAGAGAAGAAAGAGAGAAACCAUCCCAUGAUAGGCCAUCUAAUGAUAACUCAACCUCAUACCGACCAGCUCCAGAUGCACCUGUUGUACACACUUCUUGGGGAACCUUUGAAGGUACCAUUGAGACACAUUCAGGUGUUAAUGUUUCUACCUUUUAUGGUAUUCCUUUUGCUGAGCCACCGGUUGGAAAACUUCGAUUUCGUCUUCCACUCAAACUAAGGGGUCGAUAUCAAGGAAUAUACAAUGCCACUGCUCCAAGGGCAGCCUGUGUUCAUUCACUUGAAAACGAAAAGACCAUUGAAAAAACAAGUGAAGAUUGUUUGUUUCUAAACAUCUGGAUUCCAAGAGAAAAUGAUUAUGAGGAUGAUCGAUGGUCAAGAAGAAACUCUGAUCAUAAGUGGGGUCGACGUAACUCAUAUUCAAAAUCAAAACCACGUAGUCGAAGUAGCCGAGGCUUACCUGUUCUCUUCUACAUUUAUGGGUCACAAUUCAAGAAAUAUUCAGCUUCAUAUCCAUCAAGUCGAGGAGGUGUAACUGCAGCCCAAGGUAACAUGAUCUUUGUCAGUCCAAACUACCGUCUAGGUUCACUAGGAUUUGCCUAUGGAAAUGAUCACCGUAUGCCAGGAAAUCAGGCCGUUUAUGAUGUGAUUACAGCAAUGGAAUGGGUUCGAGAUAAUAUUGCCGAUUUUGGUGGAGAUCCUGAUCGUAUAACACUUUCAGGUUCAAGUGCCGGUUCCAUUAUUGCUGGAAUCCUCGCCGUUUCACCAAAUGUUAACCCUUUCCUUUUUGACCAAGUAUUGUUAAUGUCUGCUGUUCCUAUUAGACCAACAUCAAUCGAGUCUACCGAUGUUGCCUUGAACAAAACCAAAGCAUUGGCUGCCAAAUUAGGUUGUGGAGAGUUUCCAAAUGAAUUAUUUGGAUUGACCGUUGAUCAAAUUGAAUGCCUUCAGAAUGUCAAUGCAUCGGAUUUCAUUGCAAUUGACACAACGGAAGAGUUCACAAUCAUGGGAAGCACUCCAGAUUAUGCUUUUAUGCCAGUUUAUGGAGAUUCGUUACUUCCCUCUCCACCUGAUUAUUACCUUUCUAGGAAUCAAAUUCGUCGUCACGUAAAAUUCAUGGUCGGUUCAGAUAGGAAUGAUGAUAUUGAAACUAAAAACUAUGAGCCAGCUUCACGAGAAGAUGCAGAAAAGUAUUUGGACAAUUAUUUGAUAAAUGCCAUUAAACCCAAAAGCAACAUUUCAGAUGAACUUGAUUAUCUUUAUGAUUACUAUUUUGACGAUGUUGCUGACAAUGACACUUAUGGAAUCAAGGAACGAAUGGACCAACUUGUUGGUGACUAUAUCUUCCAAUGUCCACUUCUAUUGUUUGCAGAGAGAUGGGCAAAUGUCAACCCAGUCCAUUACUACUACAACAAUUAUACUGCUGAUCGUUAUAUCAACUCAACUGAAGUACAAUUUCAACAUGGUCCAGUUCAUGGACAGGCCAACUUCAUGUUCCUUGGACGACCUUUUGGAAAUGAACAGGAAUUGUAUUCUGACCAGGAUCGAUUAGUAAGCCACAGAAUGAUUAAGAUUCUCUCAGAGUUUGUUACUUCAGGUGAAGUAGCUUGGCCACCACUCCUAGUAUCAAGAGGUAAAACUUUACCUCUUGAAUGGAUCAUUGAUGAAGAUGUCAAUACGCAUAACGUCAAAGUUAGCCCUAAGCUUAAAAUUUGCCAUUUUUGGGCUAAAAUGUUCAACGUAUUUCAAUUUUAAUAUUAAUUCAAUAAAAAUUUGAUUCGUUUAAUGCGAUAAAA